GCCGGGGAGUUUUCUGGAGCGGACGCGUCUCUCCAUAGCGCCCGGUGGAGCCCGGGUGUUCCCGCUUUCCCGGUCCGCUACCUAGCGUCUGCCCCCGCCGACAUGUCGGGUUUCAGCCCGGAGCUUAUCGACUACCUGGAAGGAAAAAUCUCCUUCGAAGAGUUCGAAAGGCGGAGAGAAGAGAGAAAAACCCGGGAGAAGAAAAGCCUUCCAGAAAAAGGAAAACCAUCGCCCCAAGAAAACCCGGAAGUCCCAUCAUCAUCAGGAAUCGACUCUGCCAAAUCCCAGGACAAAGAUGCCAAUGAAGGGGAAACAUCCGAUGGAGUGAGUAAGUCAGUUCACAAAGUGUUUGCUUCCAUGCUCGGAGAGACUGAAGAUGAUGAGGAAGAAGAGGAAGAAGAAGAGGAGGAGGAGGAAACUCCGGAGCAACCCUCCGCAGGCGAUGUGUUUGUGUUGGAGAUGGUUCUCAACCGUGAAACCAAAAAAAUGAUGAAAGAGAAGAGGCCUCGGAGUAAACUUCCCAGAGCCCUGAGAGGUCUCAUGGGCGAAGCCAACAUUCGCUUUGCGCGAGGGGAACACGAAGAGGCGAUCCUGAUGUGCAUGGAGAUCAUAAGACAAGCUCCUUUGGCUUAUGAGCCAUUCUCUACGCUUGCCAUGAUAUACGAGGACCAAGGUGACAUGGAGAAAUCGCUGCAGUUUGAGUUGAUUGCUGCACAUUUAAACCCCAGUGACACAGAAGAGUGGGUUAGGCUGGCAGAAAUGUCUCUGGAACAAGACAAUAUUAAGCAGGCUAUUUUUUGCUAUACAAAAGCUCUUAAAUAUGAACCUACUAAUGUCCGUUACCUGUGGGAGAGAUCAAGCCUGUACGAGCAGAUGGGUGAUCACAAAAUGGCCAUGGAUGGCUACAGGCGAAUUUUAAACCUGCUGUCUCCGUCUGAUGGAGAACGCUUUAUGCAGUUGGCCAGAGAUAUGGCAAAGAGUUACUACGAAGCCAAUGACAGUACUUCAGCUAUAAACAUAAUUGAAGAAGCUUUCUCAAAACACCAAGGCUUAGUCUCCAUGGAGGAUGUGAACAUUGCGGCUGAACUGUAUAUUUCCAACAAGCAGUAUGACAAGGCUUUGGAGGUAAUUACAGAUUUUUCUGGAAUUAUCCUAGAAAAGGAAACUUUGGAAGAAGGCACCUCAGAAGAGAAUAAAGCUGCUGAGACCGUCACCUGUUCUAUCCCGGAGAGUGUGCCCAUAGACAUCACGGUGAAGCUGAUGGUCUGCCUGGUGCAUCUCAACAUCCUCGAGCCACUCAACCCUCUCCUGACAACACUGGUAGAGCAGAAUCCUGAGGACAUGGGUGACCUCUAUCUGGAUGUGGCUGAAGCGUUUCUGGAUGUCGGUGAAUAUAAUUCUGCACUUCCCCUGCUCAGCGCGCUGGUUUGCUCUGAAAGAUACAACCUGGCAGUGGUCUGGCUUCGGCAUGCAGAAUGUUUGAAGGCCUUGGGCUACAUGGAGCGAGCUGCCGAGAGCUAUAGCAAAGUGGUUGAUCUGGCUCCACUCCACCUGGAUGCAAGAAUCUCACUUUCCAUCCUUCAGCAGCAGCUGGGUCGUCCUGAGAAAGCCCUGGAAGCUCUGGAACCGAUGUACGACCCAGACACAUUAGCCCAGGAUGCGAAUGCCGCACAGCAGGAACUGAAGCUGCUGCUUCAUCGGUCUACGCUGUUAUUCUCUCAAGGGAAAAUGUACGGUUACCUGGACACCUUACUAACCAUGCUGGCCAUGCUUCUCAAGGUCGCCAUGAACAGAGCCCAGGUCUGUUUGAUAUCCAGCUCCAAAUCUGGAGAAAGGCAUCUCUACCUUAUCAAAGUGUCGAGAGAUAAAAUAUCAGACAACAGUGAGCAGGAAACGUCCAGUUAUGAUGCAAAAGCCAUAUUUGCUGUGCUCACGAGCGUCCUGCCGAAGGAGGACUGGUGGAGCCUGCUCUUGAAGGCCAUCUAUACCCUGAGUGACCUGUCCCGCUUCCAGGAGGCCGAGCUGCUUGUGGACUCCUCACUGGAGUACUACUCCUUUUAUGACGACAGACAGAAGCGGAAGGAACUAGAAUACUUCGGUCUGUCUGCUGCUAUUCUGGACAAAAAUUUCAGAAAGGCAUAUGACUAUAUCAGGGUGAUGGUAAUGGAAAAUGUUAAUAAGCCCCAGUUGUGGAAUAUUUUCAAUCAAGUCACCAUGCACUCCCAAGACGUAAGACAUCAUCGCUUCUGCCUCCGUCUGAUGCUGAAAAACCCAGAAAAUCAUGCUCUGUGCGUCCUAAAUGGACACAACGCAUUUGUAUCUGGGAGCUUCAAACACGCACUUGGGCAGUAUGUGCAAGCCUUCCGUGCCUGUCCCAGCGAGCCUCUGUACAACCUCUGCAUCGGCCUCACCUUCAUUCACAUGGCGUCUCAGAAGUACGUGCUCAAGAGACACGCUCUGACUGUGCAGGGCUUCUCCUUCCUUAAUCGAUACCUCAGCAUACGUGGCCCUUGCCAGGAAUCCUUCUACAAUCUGGGCCGUGGCCUCCAUCAGCUGGGACUGACUCACCUUGCAAUCCACUAUUACCAGAAGGCUCUGGCACUUCCUCCGCUCGUGGUAGAGGGCAUAGAAGCUGACCAGUUAGACCUUCGGAGAGACAUUGCCUACAACAUGUCUCUCAUUUAUCAGAGCAGUGGGAACACGGCCAUGGCUCAGAGGCUCCUGUACACCUACUGUGUCAUAUAAGCCGCGGACCAGUGAGACUUUCCAGACGGCUGUGUGCACGAGGCCCCAGACUCAAGCCACAAGCCUUUGGAAACCAAAACACUGCUCUCAUCUGCAGAAUAUCUGCAGUUACCAUUCCCGGGAGAAUGUGCAGAGUACCCUUCAGCGUUCUACAGGAAAAUUAUUCCCAGUGUUGAAAUGGACACAGUCUCUGAGACAGUUGGAACUGAACGUUAUUUUUCCAUUUAGUGUCUGCUAAGCUCCUGUGUGGGAGACAGACAGAUGUGUUGCCCUCGAGGCAUCGCAGCGUCCGCUGCUGGGUCGGCACGGGUACAGCUGUGUUACCUUUAAGUCCUUGUGCGGUCUGUUGAGCCCAGGCCUCGUACAUGCUAAGCGAGCACGUGCUCCACCACCGAGCAAACCCUCAGCCUCACAGUGCUUCAAGUGUGAGCAUACGGUCUCUGGAGGGAAUGGCUCCUGCAUUUCUGGGCAGUGUCAUUGCUGCUCAAAUACACAGCAAAGGAGGGAGAUUACUAAAAGAGAAGCAGAUUUGGAUUCUUACGGUGAUGUAAUUACUUACAGCCAACACCCAACACAAUUAAUUAAGAUGCUUUUGUGAUAGGAAGACAAUGAGUUGAUUCAUUUCACAUUCAUUUGUGAGUGCGUUAGUUUCAGAGUGUGAGCCUUGGUACUGCGCUCAAUGCGAAGCCCAGCCCUCCAGGGACAAACAGUCAUCUGGCUCCCCAGCGGAGAGAAGGGGCCAUCUCAUCAUGUUCACAUGGUAACAUGUUGUGCAUCCCAGUGUAGGUCACGCCCAGAGAACUAAAGAUUAGGGAAGCUGGACAUUUGAAAUAAAGGGUUGAUAAAGUUUCAAGAUAUUUUACGUCAUUACGUGUUCUUGAAUCUCAGAUCAAAACAUUUGCUAGAUAUACUGUUUCGAUAAAAAGAGCUUUUGUGGAAAUGCUAUAAUGUAUGAUUGAUUCUAAGACUAGUCCAGUGUUGAGAUUGAAGGUCAGGAUACAAUGGAGACUUUAGGAGUUCUUAUUCCUCUUUAUACUGCAUAUUCAACUUUCUGAGAAGCAGAAUUUGUAUAUAAUUAGGAAUGCAUCUUGUAUUCUGUAUGUAUUUAUAUAUAAAUAAAUCCUUUUUAGAAUCUU
Molecule: messenger RNA, 3881 nt
Organism: Myodes glareolus (Bank vole)
Lineage: Eukaryota; Metazoa; Chordata; Mammalia; Rodentia; Cricetidae
Gene: Gtf3c3
Product: general transcription factor IIIC subunit 3
Biological process (GO): transcription by RNA polymerase III
Cellular component (GO): transcription factor TFIIIC complex
Molecular function (GO): protein binding
Source: RefSeq, a predicted model, not a curated record